Molecule: messenger RNA, 3797 nt
Organism: Lasiosphaeria miniovina
Lineage: Eukaryota; Fungi; Ascomycota; Sordariomycetes; Sordariales; Lasiosphaeriaceae
Exons: 3
Coding region: 206-3736 (1176 amino acids)
Source: RefSeq, a predicted model, not a curated record
GGUCGGCAACCCCUCAAACAGCUCUUGGCCGCCUUAUAUGAUCGACAGGGACCAUCGACGCCCAUCAGGAACGUUCACAGCCGAUGUCAACCUUCCUGGCGCAAGCUUCACUCGCUGCCUCCACGUUCGUUUCGUACACUGAACCGUCACACUCGCUCGUCAACUCGUUGCGCCUGGCUUGGUGUGAAAGCCUCGCCUCAGCAAAAUGAUCUUCACGAAGCUUAUGAGGGCGCUUGGGACCCUGUCUCUCGUCCACUUCGCAAUUGCAAAUGAAGGACAGGUUUUCGCAAGAGCCAACGAUACAAUCACUGCUUCUCCAGAACAGAGCCCUCCUCCAGUGCAGAGCCCUUCUCCAGUGCAGAGCCCUCCUCCAGUGCAGAGCCCUCCUCCAGUACAGAGCCCUCCUCCAGUGCAGAGCUCUCCCCCAGAGCAGAGUCCUCCUCCAGAGCAGAGUCCUUCCCCCGAGCAGAGUUCUUCCGCGGAUCUGAAUUCUUCGCAGGAUAAGAAUUCUCCCCAGAACCAAGACUCGGGGGUCCACAUAGAUAAUUAUCCGCUGCCAUGUACGACAACGAAGACAGUAAUUUGGUGGAAGACUAGCACUACGGUAACGACCAAGACGAAAACCAGCACGUAUUGGGUCUAUCCACCAACCGUAACUACAACAAUUCCGCCAAGCACAAUUACUGUCACGCAGACGACAACUUCCGCGACAACCGAAACGGACACUGAGACGGACACAACAACCACAACUGGCACACCAACAACCACAACCACAACGAAAACCACACCAACCACCACAACCACGACGGAAACCAGCCCGACAACCACGACGGCAACCAGCCCGACAACCACGACCACGACGAAGACUACGCCAACAACCACUACCACAACAGAAACCAAGUCUUCAUCGACAACCACAACUACAACGAAGACUACGCCAACAACCACUACCACAACAAAGACCACUCCGACGACUACGACUACGACGAAGACCACACCGACAACGACAACAACUUCGACAACCACGACAAAAACUACUCCGACGACCACAACUACAACGAAGACAACUCCGACGACUACGACAACGUCGACCACCACCACAAAGACGACACCAACUACCACGACCACGACGAAGACAACACCAACUACUACAACAACGUCGACCACGACUACAAAGACUACACCAACUACCACGACCACAACUAAAACCACGCCGACAACGACAACGACAUCGACGACCACGACAAAGACUACUCCAACGACCACGACAACAUCGACUACCACCACAAAGACUACGCCAACGACCACAACAACGUCGACUACCACCACAAAGACUACGCCAACGACCACAACAACGUCGACUACCACCACAAAGACCACACCAACUACCACUACCACAACGAAGACUACUCCGACGACUACAACAACGUCGACGACUACUACCAAAACUACUCCAACAACUACCACCACAACUAAAACCACGCCGACAACUACAACAACAUCGACUACGACAACGAAGACUACACCAACAACCACAACAACGUCGACCACUACCACGAAGACUACGCCAACAACCACAACCACAACUAAAACCACGCCGACGACCACAACAACGUCGACUACCACUACAAAGACUACACCUACGACUACGACGACCUCGACAACUACAACCAAGACUACGCCUACAACCACAACGACAACCAAGACUACUCCGACGACUACAACAACGUCAACGACUACAACCAAAACUACGCCAACAACCACUACUACCACCAAGACCACGCCCACGACAACAACCACAACGAAGACCACGCCCACAACCACAACCACCACGGAAACUACGCCGACAACCACGACAAAGACGACUCCGACAACGACAACUACGACGAGCGUCUCUAUUUCCCUCAUUACUAUCCCCACUACUACUUCUGUCCCCACUACUACCACGACAACAUUCACAACUACAAAUCUUGUUUCGGUAACGACGACGGGCAGCACUACCAUCUUUAGCACACAGACAUCGACUGUCACUACUGAGAUUACCACAUCGGUCCCGUCUCCCACAACAAUCAUCUCAACAACUACCUUGCUAAGUACUCUUCCGGGCUCCGUAACAACGCUACCGGGCUCCGUGACAACGCUGCCAGGCUCCGUCACUACACUACCAGGUUCUGUCACAACAUUGCCAGGCGGGUUUACAACAUUGCCUGGCUCUGUCACCACACUGCCGGGCUCUGUCACCACACUUCCGGGCUCCGUCACAACAGUAUCAUUGCAAGGCCCUGUGACGACGUUGCCAGGCAUCGUCAUUACCCUCCCUGCCUCUACGAUAGUCAGCUUUUCUACUUCUUUUAUCCCCCCAACUACCACCACCUUCACCCAAUCCGGGUCGGUUGUCACCUCGUUCUUGCCAGGGAUAAAGACUUCGUUCCCAGUCUCCAUCACACUUCCAGGCCUGACUACUACCAUUUCGACAACCAUAAUUGCCACCGUUUCGGUCUGCUCGGUUCCAUCUCCAUCCACCACGCCCUUUUCCAAAUCUACUCACUGGAAGAGGGGCGGCAAGGGUGGCAAGAAGGGCGGCAAGAAGGGCGGCAAGGGCGGCAAGGUCGAGCCACCGCCUCCACCGCCUCCACCUCCUCCGCCGCCUGCAACGACUGCACCGCCUGCACCGAUUGAAACCUCACCGAACCAGACUUGGGGAUGCAAUGCUGGAUCGGUGUGCAAUGUUCCAAAGCCCGAGAAGUGCAAUCUGUUUGGCGACUCGCCAAAAGACGACUACAAGUGUAACCCGAAGUACUGCAUCACGGCUCCUCUCUUCCCUUUCGUGGAAUGGCUGCCGAACAAGACGAGCUACUAUCCUCCGACAGAGGGAUACUUCAAUCUCGCUCCUCCUGCCUUUGGCUUGAGCUAUGACAUCUUUGCCGCAACCCAGCUUGUCACGACAGUCAACGGGCGCCCGACAACAGUCGUCACUGGCAACUGGGUUUCUCAGUCGAGUCUGACGCACUACCCGGCGCCGACCCCAACCGCGGCGUCAAAGAGGGAGAUAGUACGGCCGCGUGCCGAUCCGCCCACGCACCGCCUCUCCAAACGGGAUGAAACGAUAUGCCCAGCCGUAUGCUAUGACGUUUGUAACAACGCCUACAUAGAAGCCCAACGAGUCGGCAAGACUCCAGCACUGUGCGCACCGGAUUCGGCCUUCGAGUUUUACAACGCGGCUUGCAACCAAUGUAUUGUGGAUAAUGCUCCUCAGGGCAAGAUUGUCACCAAGGCCUACCUGGAGCCCAAAUUUGCCCAGUUCAUUACCUUCUGCGACAUUAUUGCACCACAACCUGUGGUAAGCGAGAGUCUUGGUCCUCAGUCUCAACAGUCGGGGUCUCCCUCCGUCCAAGUGACAUCGCAGGCGCCGCCAAACACAAACACCAACCCAAGUCCCAUCGCAACACCAACAACCACGCCAUCAUCAUCUUCGCGGGGGUCUUCUUCACGGACCUCGUCGUCUACCGCGCCGUCCUCGACAUCGGGUUCUGGUUCUUCAGAGACCUCAUCAGAAGUAACCUCGUCACCAAUCACGUCGUCCGUGCCGCCGACAACGACAACGGGGUCACCCACUAAUACCACGUCAUCAACCACUUCUACCAGCAGCAUUGUUCACGCUGCGGCCGGCAGACUGGCACCAUCUUCGCUCUUCUCGCUGCUAGUUGCCAUCUUUGCAGCGGCUCUAUUCAUCUAAGCGACGAAGAUGUUGUCAAUUUGCGAAACCUCAUCUACUUGAAUUUUUAUUCGUAAUGCUU